Messenger RNA from Aspergillus sclerotioniger CBS 115572, 2329 nucleotides. RefSeq lists its product as uncharacterized. The transcript has 4 exons. The coding region runs from base 1 to 2127 and encodes 708 amino acids. Gene Ontology annotation, molecular function: DNA-binding transcription factor activity, RNA polymerase II-specific; DNA binding; zinc ion binding. Lineage: Eukaryota; Fungi; Ascomycota; Eurotiomycetes; Eurotiales; Aspergillaceae. The record is from RefSeq and is a predicted model, not a curated record. Gene Ontology annotation, biological process: regulation of DNA-templated transcription; DNA-templated transcription.
AUGCCGCAACCAAUGCGACAGACCCAGCGAGUCCCACGGACGUGCACCCAGUGCGCUCGCAGGAAGAUCAAAUGUUCCAAGAAGAUUCCAUGCGAUGAAUGCAUCCGGCGCGGAGAUACUAUUUCUUGCAAGCGAGAGGUUGUCAAAGUCCAUGGCAAGGUUACCGUCGCCGUUGAUGAAGAUGCACAAAAUGAUGAUCCUGAGGAUGGAACAAGCCUGUUGCGGGAAAAUCUGAGCCUCAAGAUGCGCAUUAGGCAGCUGGAAUCUGUUUUCUCGCGACCCGAAAUGCUGAAACUAGAGACAAAAGUCUUCCGGUUAUCCCCUGCUCCAGAAAGGCCACACUCUUCAGACAAGCUCCUGAACGAUUUUCAAAGUCUCCCAUUUGGACUUUUGGUUGAAGCAUCGCAAGUCUCUGGACGUGUCAUUCACCCACGAGACGAUCAUUUACUACCCAUCUUACCCGAUCAGCACUGGAGCGAGACAAUAGUACAAUUUUCUCUAACUCAUUUUGGAUGGGUUCAUUGCUCUCUGGAAGCCUCCGCUUUUAUGAAUGACCACUGUUCUUUCUGGGAUCGCCUAAAUCAUAGCAGAGCAGAAAGCCCGAGGAACCAUGCUUGGAUAGCCGUGUAUCUCAGUGUGCUGGCUGUAGGCGUCUACUUUCUAGGUGAAGACGAAAGUCGUCAAAUUUGCUUUCUUCAGGAAUCACUCCCAGUGUAUUCACCUUAUAGAACAUCGUUGCCCCGCAGAGUACCCACGGAACUAUGCCGCACGUGGUGCAAAGCUGCUCUGAAGGAGCUCAAUAAUGCCAAUUGCCUGAGCAAACCUAGUAUCUCGACAGUGCAAGCCUUAGCAAUCUUGAACAUUGUGCAUAAAAACCUUGGCGAGUCAAGUCGGGAAUACUCUUUGCAUGGCCUGGCAGUUAACGUCGCCCGCUUAAUUGGAAUUGAUCGACUUGGUGAACACCACGAAAGAUUAACAGGUCCUUUUAAUGACACAGGCUUAAUUCGGGAACACCGAAAUGUCUAUCGCAGACUGUGGUGGACACUGGUAAUCUGUGACUGGAUGACAGUGUGGACCCGUCCAAUUUCGAUCCACCCUGAUUCCUUCACCACUGUAUUGGAAACCCAAGAUGAUAUAGAAAUGUCUCCGGGUCUCGAAGGCAGUGCUAGCCAUGUUCCCUCCCCGUUUGAAUACCACAAAGCGAUGGCCCAACUCGCGGCCACCAUGCAGAACCAUGCCCGAUCCAUCAAUGAUUGGACAAUGGAAGCUGUCUACGCCUCCUUUGAGGAACUUGAUUCUGUGGUCGCUUCUUUUCCAUCCCACCUCGCCUAUCACGGGCCUGAUGAACCCGCGCCUCACAUCGAAGAAGGCUCUGAAUGGAUCCAUGUCCAGCGCUAUCUAAUCUACAACUGCUUAGACUCUUGGCGCAUCAACCUAUGUGUUGCCCUGAUCCCGCAACUGCUCAGCAACAGCACAGCCGGGGAUACCGUGCACCAGAACGGAAUCUUAUGCGCAAAAGCCAUUCUAUCACGCAGAUACCAUGAUCCAUGCCCCUAUUUUCACAAGUUUUGGGCAGUGACAUGUUCCACCGUAACAGCUGCUAUCUUCCUAGCUCUGGACAUGAUCUGCUUCCGCCAUCUGCGAUCAUCUACCGAGGUUGCGGAAGAAAAAGAACUGAUCAUGUUCAGUAUCACUCUCAUCGAGUUAUCAUCCACAGAGACACGACACGACGCCUUACUUGUCCUGCGCCGUCUCGUCAACCUAUAUGAGAUCCUCCGUCCCAGACCAUCCAUCGACCAGCCCGUGUUCGCCCGAAUAAUCAAACUAGUUGCAUCACCCCGCUUAUGGACAUCACUUUCCGACGCCGAAACCACGUUACGAUUUCUGUUCAUGGAUACGUCCGAGACGAGCAAGUCGCCAGAGAAUGAGGAGCAGCAUUUACAAACCAGUAAUCCCCACGAUCUAACAUGCGGAGAUAUACCAAACAGUCUGAGUCGAUUUGCGGUAGAAGCGGCAGAAGAUGAGCCUCGCUUCGAGGACCUGUUUUCUUCCGACCUCAUCGAUAUGUCCUUGCCAUGGCUUGAUCCUGCAACUCUGAUUACAUUCCCGAAUGAGGUGACGUAUUGAUGAUCAUGUUAAUCUUCGUCUCUUCUCACACCUUUGCUUUGCUAUAAGCAGAUAGGGUAGAUGGGCUUUUCUGUCUAUGUCGCCUCUUUCUAUACAAAGUGGUUAUUUAUGUCCCGUCGUUCUGCUUUUACGCUGGUAUGCUUUAGUACUUCGCUUGAUAGUGUCUUCUAGAACCUUUACUACGUCACUGCAUUAUUACUAU